UCCACACACUCCCAGCGAGCUGUCAGUGAGGAUCGCCGCCGCCGCUCAGCUGCACCGUCUCCGCGUCUCUUUGCGCACCGCGUCUCUUUCUGCUCCGCGCGUCCAGCUGUGCGCACAUCUGAGCACCCGCACCGGCACCGGGAAACGGAACUGCUGGGAUAAAAGAAAAAGGAAACACACCGGGUCGAGCGAGGAGGGAAAUAGGAAUAUGUCUACGGAAGCGAUGGAGAGGCUGAAUCUGUCCGAGGACCAGGUCAAAUUGUUGGAGGAGAAUUUCAGACUGACCAAGGAUCCGCAGGGCGCGACGCUCAUGAUGAUCGCAGCGGAGUGCGGACUCUCAGACACUGACGCGAAGAUAUGGUUCAGGCUACGUUACGCACAGUGGAGGAAGGCGGAGGGUCUUCCAGCCGAACGGGGAAAGGUGUUUGACUGAGAUCCUUUUCCCGACCAUCUCCUGGAGGUCCUCGACGACCUUGUAUCUCCUGGACGAACUGACCUCCCCUUUCCUCUUCGUUCACUCAUCUCUUCGUCUCUUAUUUGUAUCUAUGAAGCUAUUUUACGUUGCAGAAUGUGAAGGUGUUUGUGUGCUGUUGCCAAUAUAACCGCCAUGUUUACAGAAAUAAACAUAUCGUUAUUGUGAAAUAAA
This is a messenger RNA of Mugil cephalus (flathead mullet), 646 nucleotides long. It is a transcript of the gene hopx, whose product is annotated as HOP homeobox. Gene Ontology annotation, biological process: regulation of transcription by RNA polymerase II; cell differentiation. Gene Ontology annotation, molecular function: DNA binding. Lineage: Eukaryota; Metazoa; Chordata; Actinopteri; Mugiliformes; Mugilidae. The transcript has 2 exons. Gene Ontology annotation, cellular component: nucleus. Bases 209 to 433 code for a protein of 74 amino acids. The record is from RefSeq and is a predicted model, not a curated record.